AUGGCCACGAUAACCUCAGGGCAGUCCCACGGGGCCAGCAACGGCGUCGAAAGCCACGUCCGUUUCAUUCCGCUCUCCUACGAUGGCAGCUGCUCCGAGUCGUCAGCCCUGCAACUCGUCACCGAACUGCGCCCGGAGUGGAAGAGCCCCGACUCCCAAAUCGAAUUCGUCCGCUUCACCGACGGCAUCACCAACACCCUCCUCAAAGCGAUCAACAAGCGUCCCGGCCUCUCCAAAGAGCAAAUCGACCAUGAAGCCGUGCUGCUGCGAGCCUACGGUCACGGUACCGACAUCCUCAUCGACCGGCAGCGCGAAACGCAAAACCACGAGCUCCUCAUGCAGCACGGCCUUGCCCCGGAGCUGCUCGCCCGCUUCAAGAACGGCAUGAUGUAUCGGUACAUCCGCGGGCGUGUGACGUCGCCGUCGGACCUGCGCAGGCCGGAGAUAUACCUAGCGGUGGCGCGAAGGCUGGCGCAGUGGCAUGCCACGGUGCCGUGCCUGCAUUCUACGUUUGCCGAGCGGAACGGCCUGGUCGGCAAGACGAACACCCCCUACGAGGCGGCUGUCGACCUUGCGGCGCCGGGGAAACCGCCGCCGAACGUGUGGACCGUGAUGCAGAAGUGGUUGUUGGCGCUGCCGACAGAGACGGAGAAGGAGAGGGGGAGGCAGGCGGAGCUGCAGAAGGAGUUUGUCUGGUUGACGACCGAGAUGAGCCAGAGGCCCGGGUUGGGAAAGAACGGGCUGGUAUUUGCCCACUGCGACCUCCUCAGCGGCAACGUGAUCGUCGAGCCCAAAGCGGACGCCGCCGUCACAAACGGCGAGGGCUCCCAGGAGACGGUGAGCUUCAUCGACUAUGAGUAUGCGACGCCCUCGCCGGCGGCCUUCGACCUGGCCAACCACUUCGCCGAGUGGGGCGGCUUCGACUGCGACUACAGCGUGCUGCCCACGCGGGCGCAGCGCCUCGAGUUCAUCCAGGAGUACAUCAAGACGUACUUCCGCCUGCUGCCCGAGCGGCCCGCCGCCCUGGAUGAGGAGAAGGAAGUCAAAACGCUGUUUAAGGAGGUGGACAAGUUCCGCGGCGCGCCUGGCUUCUAUUGGGGCAUUUGGGCGUUGAUACAAGCCAAGAUUUCAUCGAUAGACUUUGACUACGCUUCCUAUGCCGAGACAAGGUUGGGGGAGUACGAGGCGUGGCGGGCGGAGGAUACGGGAUUGAGGGCCAAGCAGGGUACGGAACCAUCCCUGAGGGAGAAGAGGUGGGCUCAGGACGAGUAG
Messenger RNA from Pseudomassariella vexata, 1272 nucleotides. RefSeq names its product kinase-like domain-containing protein. Gene Ontology annotation, biological process: phosphatidylethanolamine biosynthetic process; phosphatidylcholine biosynthetic process. Bases 1 to 1272 code for a protein of 423 amino acids. The transcript has 2 exons. NCBI's taxonomy places the organism in Eukaryota, Fungi, Ascomycota, Sordariomycetes, Amphisphaeriales, Pseudomassariaceae. Gene Ontology annotation, molecular function: choline kinase activity; ethanolamine kinase activity. Gene Ontology annotation, cellular component: cytoplasm. The record is from RefSeq and is a predicted model, not a curated record.